AUGAGACAGACAAUAUCAAAAUUUCAGAGGAACAAUCCGCCAACCUUUGAAGGAGCAUACGACCCUGACAAAGCACAGGCAUGGCUGAAAGCAAUUGAGAAGAUCUUUCGAGUCAUGAAUUGUACUGGCACGCAGAAGGUGCAGUUUGGCACCCAUAUGCUUGAGAAAGAAGCUGAAGAUUGGUGGGACAACACUGUUCAGAGGUUUGAAGGUGAUGGGAUGGAGAUUACUUGGGAUCUUUUCAAGGGUGCAUUUCUGGAGAAGUACUAUCCAGAAGAUGUGUGUGGAAAGAAGGAAAUUGAGUUUCUUGAACUGAAGCAGGGUAAUGGAACCGUGGCGGAGUAUGCUACAAAGUUUGAGGAAUUGAUUAAGUUUUGUCCCCACUACAAUACUGCCGAAGCUGAGAGAUCUAAGUGUAACAAGUUUGUGAAUGGUUUGAGACCUGAGAUCAAGAAGGUUGUGGGAUAUCAACAGAUUAUCCGAUUUUCUGACCUGGUUAACAGGAGUAGGAUAUAUGAUGAGGAUAGCAGGGAAAGUGCUGCUCACUAG
Lotus japonicus is the source of this 549-nucleotide messenger RNA. RefSeq lists its product as uncharacterized. The record is from RefSeq and is a predicted model, not a curated record. The transcript has a single exon. Bases 1 to 549 code for a protein of 182 amino acids. Lineage: Eukaryota; Viridiplantae; Streptophyta; Magnoliopsida; Fabales; Fabaceae.